AUGAAUAAUUCGGAGGACAGCGGAAGCAAGUGCUCGCCUGCCCCCAUUUCAAGCUUCACGAUCCAGUCCAUUCUGGGCACCUCCAAUGAGGGAGUCCGGUCGGCUGGAAAGGACAGCCCCAAAUCGCAGCCGAGGAAGCGGACGUUGUCCGUGUCAUCGGAGGACGACUGCAGCGCCGGAGAGGACUCGGGCGACUGCUAUUGCUCUGAGCCCGGUGUACCAGAGUCCUGCAACCCGCACCAGCCUCUGAACUUCUCCUGCCUCGGUGCCACAAAGGGACUUCUACCUGUGCAAGAUGGGAUCGACCGCCGGCCGCAUUUGACACCAUCCAUACUACCGGAUUACAAAGAGGAGCAGGAGCGAGCGUGUAGCCAAAUGUCUCCAGUUUCUGAAGAGAGACAACGUGAUGGCCCGGACAAACAGAGCAGCUCCGCCAAGAAGAAGACGCGCACCGUCUUCUCUCGGAGUCAGGUUUAUCAGCUCGAGUCCACGUUCGAUAUGAAACGCUAUUUGAGCAGCUCCGAGAGAGCCUGUCUCGCUUCCAGCCUGCAGUUAACGGAGACACAAGUGAAAACGUGGUUUCAGAACCGGCGUAACAAAUGGAAACGUCAGCUCUCUGCGGAACUGGAAGCUGCGAACAUGGCGCACGCAUCGGCGCAGACUUUGGUUGGGAUGCCUCUCGUUUUCAGAGAAAAUUCGUUGCUCCGAGUGCCGGUUCCGAGGUCCUUCGCUUUUCCUACCCCACUGUAUUACCCUGGAAGUAAUUUACCAGCUUUACCAUUAUACAAUCUUUACAAUAAGAUUGAAUAUUAACUUUUGCGCACAACGAAAAUUCCUUGCUAAAGGAUGACACAUUAUU
Messenger RNA from Sinocyclocheilus anshuiensis, 859 nucleotides. Its product is annotated as homeobox protein HMX2-like. Bases 1 to 813 code for a protein of 270 amino acids. Gene Ontology annotation, cellular component: nucleus. The transcript is spliced from 2 exons. NCBI's taxonomy places the organism in Eukaryota, Metazoa, Chordata, Actinopteri, Cypriniformes, Cyprinidae. Gene Ontology annotation, molecular function: DNA-binding transcription factor activity, RNA polymerase II-specific; RNA polymerase II transcription regulatory region sequence-specific DNA binding. Gene Ontology annotation, biological process: regulation of transcription by RNA polymerase II. The record is from RefSeq and is a predicted model, not a curated record.